Molecule: messenger RNA, 3492 nt
Organism: Drosophila simulans
Lineage: Eukaryota; Metazoa; Arthropoda; Insecta; Diptera; Drosophilidae
Exons: 8
Coding region: 177-3203 (1008 amino acids)
Biological process (GO): transmission of nerve impulse; neurotransmitter receptor transport, postsynaptic endosome to lysosome; positive regulation of synaptic transmission, glutamatergic
Cellular component (GO): postsynaptic density membrane; AMPA glutamate receptor complex
Molecular function (GO): channel regulator activity; voltage-gated calcium channel activity
Source: RefSeq, a predicted model, not a curated record
CACAGCUUCCCUUAGUCGAGUGAAAGUUCUCCAGCGCAACGGACGUGCCCAGCCAGAAAUUCAAAAACAAACCCACUUUUGGCGCGCUUUCAAAGUGUUGGAUUUAUUUUAGUUUUGUUUUGUUUUUUUUUUUUUUUGGUUUUCGUUCUGGCUCAGUGCAGCUAGUGGAAUAUAAAAUGAGGGAUUAUCCUUCGGUGCCCAAUGUGUUUCGCGUGGCCUCCACGCACAGCAUCAACAGCGAGAAUCCGUACAACAACAUUCGACCAGCGAAUGUAAUCUGCAACACCACCGAAAGGCCGCCGCUGGCCAUACACCAGCUGACCACCAGUGCAUCCAUCGAGCACAGCCACCCAUCGCAGCAGCCGCAGCACCAGCAGCAACAGUUGCUGCACCACCCGCAGCAGCAGCACCACCAGCAACACUCGCCCUAUGCAACAUUGCCGCGGGGCCAGCGACUCGCGCCGCAGCAGCAUCAGCAAGCUGGCCUAAUCAACACGAUCUCUGGCAGCAUUCCGGCCACGGGAUUUAGUUCCCUGGCCGGCAGCUUUAGUGAUCUUCAGUUGAACAACAUCGGUAAUCACAGCAGGAGCAACCACAACAGCAUCAGCAACAACCGACGACUGCAGCAGCAGCAACAGCAACAGCAACAGCAACAGCGGCAGCAGCAGCAGCAGCAGCCGCAGCAGCAGCGACUGGUGCCUCUUUUGAGUCGCCUCCAGCCAGCCAUAGAGGUGCAGCAGACGCAGCAACAUCAACAGACGCAGCAGCAACAUGUCCAGCGGAAGCAGCAGCAAGAGCGCCUGGCCAGCGGCGGUGCUGGUGCUCCCGAUCCGCAGGGAGGCAUCAGCAACAUGACCACCGUCAACGGGGGUUACCUGUGGCUCAUCACACCUGUUGCAGCCAGCAUUUCGGUGGCCAUUGUCAUCGCCGCUCUGGCCGGACCCCAGUGGCUCUUCACGGAGGAGAAGCUGCCCAAUGCCAACUACAAUGGGACGGCCAACUUCAAAGCCCUGGACGAUGGCGCCUACAUCACCAAGUACACCAAGUCCAGUCUCUGGAUAUUAUGCACCACUCUGCCAGGCCUGGAUGCUGAUUCGUAUAACUGCGUUAAGAUUGACUACUUUUCCAAUGAGGGUUAUCAGCCGGAUCCGCACGACUCAACCGCGGCAAUACCCUAUACGGUCACCAAGUCGUGUCCUAUUUUCCUGGCUGCUGGUGUAUUUCUAGUGAUCAGCUUCAUAGUUUUUCUGAUCCCCACUUGCUCGCAUCAAAACAAUCUGUAUUAUUUCAGCGCGGGAAUUCUUUUCAUUGUUAGUGGUCUAGUGAUGCUGAUAGGAUUGAUUGCCUAUAUAUCAAUACUGAAGGCGGAAAUCGGGUCGAAGUUGAGACCCCGGUCCACCCUUCAACCAGCCCUCAUCAAGGUCUCCUAUGGCCAGAGCUUCUUCCUCUUCGUCUUUGGAUUCAUUGUCACGGAAUUCGUUGGAGUCUUGAAUAUAUUCCUCUUCAUCAAUUUGCAGGAGGUUAGCUACUACAGUCGCUUGCCCUGUUUUAGUGUGGCGAACAUCCACGCCAAGUUCAAGGAGGGCCAGCAUCCGUUGAGUGAUUCCUACAAGCGGUACAAGCAGCCCGGCACCACCACAGCCAGCCAAGAAGGACUUAGUAGCGCGGGUCAGGGUCACCAGGGACAGAGUCACCACACGACGCACCAACCGCAGCCGACGGCGCAGCCACCACAUGGAAUCCUGAGGAGCGGCAAUUCCCGACUCCAUCAGGUCCACGAUGCGGGACGAGGACACCCUGGAAUGCCCGGACAGAUUGGCCAUCCCGGACAGACGCAAACUCUACCCGGAGCAUGUCGCAAGCAUCCGAAUGCCGGAUCGAACUUAAAUCUCUAUCUGCAUAAUGACCUGGAGAGGCGUUUUUACUUCGAAAAGCCAGCUGUGUCCAAGUGUAAUCUGCACUCGCGCAGCUUCGCCAAGUCGCUGAAUGAGCUUUGCACGGAUACGUCCGUGUCCUCCACCCAUGUUCCUGCGCCCCUUCUCCCUUCCGCUGCCGACCCAUUGCCCGCCCCCGCCCUAUUCGCCGACUUGCCUCAGGAAUUUCCACUCACCCGAUCCGUAUCUACCGCCACGGAAAUAUAUCCAGCUUCAUCUUCGGCUCCAGCUCCGCCCUCCGCCCAAAUGAAACGAAAGCAGCAACGGAACAUGGCCACUAAUACGAACACGAAGAUCUCAAACAAUCCCCCAUCCUCCCACUCGCAGAUGGAAGAUCAGUCGCGGCUUUGUGGCCUGAAGCGGGGCCUCCGGAAGACCAAGGACGAGCUUUUCCAGGAGUUCUGUCGACGGGCUGGUAUGCGCAGCAAGCCGAAGAACAUAUACUACAUCAGUGGCGGGGAUGAGGCGGAGGAGGAGGAGCAGGAGGACCAGGCCAAGCGGGAGGAAGUUCCGGACGAUCCGCAUCGCAAUGACGACGAUGACGCGGAUGGCGAUGACCACGGCUUCAGGCAGUUCAACCGCAUGGAGGAGGAUCAUCUCUAUGUGGUGGGAGACCAUGCCCAAUUGGUGGUGCCGCGUCGCACGUCCAUGUGCGUGGACUCCAUGGGACAGCCGCUGCGCAGACUGAACUCGAAUCUGUCCCUGCACACGGAUCUCAGUUUCCCCGGAACGGGUGGCUAUCCGGGCAUGCGGAUGUCCUUGCCACACCCGGCUGAUCUCGGCCAGAGUCGCACCUUGCCGCGCUGCUUCCUGCGACAGUCGUCCGAUUCGCUGGCCUCCCAGGGCUAUCCAUUGGGCUCCAGUCAGCAGCGGUUCUCCCAGCUGAUGCUGAAUCAGCAGCAGAAUCGCUUCGUGUCCUCCACGUUGACACUGCCCCAGGUGGUGGCGCCCAAGAGUCAAGUGCAGUGGCCCACGGCGAUUCCCUCCUCGCCGUCGAACUACUCGAAUGGCUAUCAACAGCAUCCGCAGCCCAUUUACCCAGCUCCAACAUCCGGAAGUGGAGCACCUGGGCCAGCGGCUUCGGUCUCCGGACCAGCGAAAUUCCAGCGCGGCUACGCCUUCGAUGAUCAACAGCGUAGGUCCAGUUUCGUGAGCGAUGCCUUCGACCUGGACGAGAUCGAGCGGGAGCGACGGCGAUCCCAUGCCAGUCUGUUUGGAAUGGGUCAGGUGAGGGAUCCCUACGAUCUCAUCAAUGGCACCGCCGUCUAGGAUACCCGUACCCACAUACUCGUAAUCAAUAAUGCCAAAGAAACGAAGAGCUAGCAUUUUUUUUCGGAAGUAAGGUGACAAAAGAAUAAAUAUAUGUCUAUUGCAAAAAUAAACUAUUUAAAGAUUAUAUACAAUAUAUAGAUGGUCCCAGCAGGUCUUAAAAAAUUGAUAAACUAAGCGCACAAUCAGGCCCACAAAAUCUAUCAAAAGUAUACACAAGUGAAAAGAGUAGUAAAAUUCGAAAUAGGUCUUUAAAAAUUAAUAAAUGCGCACAAUUUUGGCCAAAAAA